ACGCGGUGACAAGAGGUGCUGCGUCCGUCCCCGCGGCAGAAGCGCUGUCUCCCGGUCGUUUUCAGUUCGUUCGAGUCCCAUCCUUGCCGCCGUCGCCACCAUGCCCCGCGGGAGCCGCAGCGCGGCCGCCCGGCCCUCCAGCCACCCCUCUGCCCACCCGCCGGCGCACCCGCCACCCUCUGUGCCAGCUCCAGCCCCAGCCGCUCCAGGCCAGCCGGGCCUCAUGGCUCAGAUGGCGUCCACAGCCGCGGGGGUGGCCGUGGGCUCGGCCGUGGGCCACGUGAUGGGCAGCGCGCUGACCGGAGCCUUCAGCGGAGGAAGCUCGGAGCCCGCCCAGCCCACCACUCAGCAGGCCCCCGCCCGAGCUGCCCCCCAGCCCCACCAGCUGGGCCCGUGCGCCUAUGAGAUCAGGCAGUUCCUCGACUGCUCAACCACGCAGAGUGACCUGUCCCUGUGUGAGGGCUUCAGCGAGGCCUUGAAGCAGUGCAAGUACAACCACGGCUUGAGCUCCCUGCCCUGAGGGGCCCACACUGGACUCAGAACCCUGCCAGAAACCCUGCACCUGCCGCUCACCGACAACGGACCAUGAAGUCAGAUUGUACCCCUGUGGUGGUGGUGGUGGGGUGCUCUCCCCCCACAGAAGACCCGAGACACAACUGUGCAAUUAAAAAGCUGAUUUUAGACCCCAACGGGGUUCCCGUG
This is a messenger RNA of Echinops telfairi (small Madagascar hedgehog), 702 nucleotides long. It is a transcript of the gene CHCHD10, whose product is annotated as coiled-coil-helix-coiled-coil-helix domain containing 10. Lineage: Eukaryota; Metazoa; Chordata; Mammalia; Afrosoricida; Tenrecidae. Gene Ontology annotation, cellular component: nucleus; mitochondrion. The transcript is spliced from 4 exons. Gene Ontology annotation, biological process: mitochondrion organization. The record is from RefSeq and is a predicted model, not a curated record. The coding region runs from base 101 to 520 and encodes 139 amino acids.